Messenger RNA from Fonsecaea nubica, 2355 nucleotides. RefSeq lists its product as hypothetical. The coding region runs from base 1 to 2355 and encodes 784 amino acids. Gene Ontology annotation, cellular component: extrinsic component of mitochondrial inner membrane. Gene Ontology annotation, biological process: ubiquinone biosynthetic process. The record is from RefSeq and is a predicted model, not a curated record. Gene Ontology annotation, molecular function: kinase activity. Lineage: Eukaryota; Fungi; Ascomycota; Eurotiomycetes; Chaetothyriales; Herpotrichiellaceae. The transcript has 2 exons.
AUGUCCGGCAGGCAUAUACUUGAUGCUCUUGCCUUGCUUAGUGCUUCGCGGAAUAUCGCAGCGAAACAUGUCGAUAUUCGACUUGCUCAAGCCCGGCUCUAUGGCCAAUCCUCCUCCGUCAUCAAGGCUGUAAGGACCAAAGGCCUCCCAAUCCUAGCUACAUCGGUGUCACGAUUCGGCUCCUCUUCCCAACCCCUUUCAAAAUCACCCAGCGAGGGUAUCGACCAAGACCUCUUCUACACGAGAUCAGACAAAGGAUCUCAAACCCAGGCAAACUCUCGCAAAAGCUUGAACAUUGAGCAGGCCCAGGCGAGGAGAACACCACUGCCAGAUGGGACAAUACCACCACAUGACAGCUCCAUUGGAGCAGAGGAAGGCGAUGGAAUAACUUUCAAUCAAGUCCCUACGGGAGAGACACCGCAGCAUCCACUCGAGUCUGGACAUACUCAAGACCUCAAGUUCCGUUCGUCUACGAGACCGAAUCUCCCUGGUACGAGGUCUGUCGGGGAUCUGUCUCCGGAUGAGGCGAGAGAAGCUCAAAGACAAUCCGAAGACCAGAUUCCCGCGAAUUCAGCCGAACCCCCUUCGCCAGAAGAAAAUACUCGGGAAUUUGGAGUGGGACAAGAGCAGGAUGUCUUCUACCAGCCACCAGGAAGCGUUAAGCCAGUACUAUCUGCCCUGCCGCGGGUUCGCGUUCCCAAGAUCGAAAAUGACGUACAGGAGGGCGAUUCACACAUCGAACCUGGUCUCAAUGCGGACGUCUACUACUCUGGCUCUAAGCAUGAGGCAGGCGAUGAAGACGAGCCUACGGAGGAACAGCUAUCUAGGCUAUUUCGCAACCCCAGGAAUGCGAGGACUUACGGGCAAAAGGCACGAUACGCGCCAGGGGGAGUCUCAGCGAGACGAUUCCAUAGCAAGUGUGUUACGCAGCAGAAGGCCUCCGACAAGGAUGCAGAAAGCCUUGAGAAACUUGGGGCCGAGCUUGCUAAAGACGCCCAGAAGAUCAAUUCGCAACAACCUCAGCCUCCACGACCGUAUGAGAUGCGUGAAUCAAAGGUGCCAGCAUCCAGGAUGGGCCGAAUAUUUGAAUUCGGAGGACUCGCAGCGUCGAUGGCUUUUGGAGCUGUCAGCGAGGGUAUCAGUCGCUCAGGGGGUCCCAAUAGCUCGGUGAUGUUGAGUGCUGCAAACAUGGAACGUCUUGUCGCGAAGUUGUCCAAAAUGCGAGGUGCCGCCCUCAAGUUAGGUCAAAUGAUGAGCUUCCAAGAUUCCAAAUUGCUCCCAAAGCCCAUUCAUGAUGUGCUGCAACGCGUCCAAGACAGUGCGGAUUACAUGCCUGCCUCACAGAGAGACGCAGUCAUUGCCGCUGAUUUGGGUCCCAAUUGGCGUGAUCGGUUUUUUGAGCAGUUCGAGGAGAAGCCUAUGGCCGCCGCCUCCAUUGGCCAGGUUCACGGGGCGAUAUUGAAAGACGGCAGGAGAGUUGCGGUCAAGGUGCAAUAUCCCGGCGUGGCGGAGUCGAUUUCCUCUGAUCUCAACAACUUGUCUUUGCUACUUACUGCCUCUCGUCUGUUGCCCAAAGGAUUGUACCUGGAGAAAACUAUUGCCAAUGCCCGUACCGAGUUGGCCUGGGAGUGCGACUACGUCCGCGAGGCUGAAUGCGCAAAGAGAUUUCGAGAGCUCUUAGCAGAUGAACAGGACAUCUUCACCGUCCCUGAGAUCAUUGACGAGGCAUCAGGCAAACGAGUCCUGACCAUGGAGAGAAUGGGAGGGAUCCCAGUCACCCGAGUCCGAAACUUUACGCAAGAGCAGAAGGACUGGAUUGGAUCACAGAUUCUACGACUCUGUCUGCGUGAGAUCACCGAGUUCAGAUACAUGCAGACCGAUCCCAACUGGACCAAUUUCCUCUACAACUCGGAAACAGACAGGCUGGAAUUACUUGACUUUGGUGCGUCAAGAGAAUUUCCUGAGAAGUUCAUUCAACUCUACAUCAAGACCCUCAUCGCGGCGUCGAGAAAAGACAGGGACGCGUGCAGAGAUUUCUCCAUCCAGCUGGGCUACCUCACUGGUUAUGAAUCAAAAGCCAUGUUGAACGCCCAUAUCGAUUCAGUCAUGACUCUGGCCGAACCUUUUAUGGAUUUCAGUCCGGACGUCUAUGACUUCAAGGAUCAAACCAUUACUGACCGGGUUCGGGCCCUGAUCCCUGUCAUGUUGAGAGAAAGGUUGGCACCUCCGCCAGAAGAGACAUACAGUCUCCAUCGGAAGCUGAGCGGAGCCUUCCUGCUUUGUGCACGACUGGGCAGCCGAGUUCGAUGCAAGGACCUGUUCGAGCAGGCGCUUGACAAAGCUGGGAUCCAUUAG